AUGGCUGAAGUAUCUUCAAGUUCAAUUGAGUCUACAGAGGCACAACAGCCAUUUGAGUCAUUGGCUCUCAGGGGUGUGAAGCGCUUGGCUCCACCCCUUACAAAGGUAGAUGGCCUUCAGGUGGUCCAGAAGGUCAAAAUUGGUAAUGGCGGGAGUCGCGGCCGUGUUCGAUAUGCUGACUUUGAUAGGCUCUACUCAUCCAUCAUACAUCUUGCAGUCGGACACUACCAAGCCAUUCUCGCAAACUCAACAAUCUAUCCAGGUGACGUUGAGAGUCGCAACUGGUCAGGCGAAGCAUGGGCUGCAUCCUGUCGGGCAAAUGGAGUGAAGAUUGAUUAUGAUGAAGACACUUACAAAUUGAUAACUUUACGAGGUUCCAAUCUGCGGAGCGAGCUUAAAACUGUCAUGCAGCCUCUAGUUGUGGCAGAGUUUGGCUUCACUGACGAAAAGACACCUGAAGCCACGUCUUGCAAUGUAGCGCUGGUAAAGUCACUCCUCGAAAAUCGUAAAAGUUUCACUUACAAGGAUCGGAAGGAGGCCAAUAUUAUUCAAAAGGGCAUGAUUAAAUGGUGCUACAAGAAGAAGAACUCACUUGGGGUCAAGUUCCCUGCCUAUUUCAUGGAUGCGAGCACUGGCGGCAUCAGCUUUGGCAUCAUCAUGGCAAUCCUUCAGCUGUGA
Messenger RNA from Suillus fuscotomentosus, 678 nucleotides. RefSeq lists its product as uncharacterized. The record is from RefSeq and is a predicted model, not a curated record. The transcript has 4 exons. The coding region runs from base 1 to 678 and encodes 225 amino acids. Lineage: Eukaryota; Fungi; Basidiomycota; Agaricomycetes; Boletales; Suillaceae.